Papilio machaon (common yellow swallowtail) is the source of this 956-nucleotide messenger RNA. Its product is annotated as secretory phospholipase A2 receptor. Lineage: Eukaryota; Metazoa; Arthropoda; Insecta; Lepidoptera; Papilionidae. The coding region runs from base 245 to 757 and encodes 170 amino acids. The record is from RefSeq and is a predicted model, not a curated record. The transcript is spliced from 7 exons.
UACUAGCCGUACAUAAGGCUAGUAGGAUGACAUACCGCGUUACCGUUAGCCAACAGUCAGUGGACUCGCACGCCUCAACACAAACAGACCGGUCGCGCAAUCACGUUUAGAUUAAGCGACAAAUUGAUUGUGGAAAUUAAUAAUAAAACUCCUCUGAAUUAAGAAGUAUCAAUUAACAAUAGCAGAGACAGAUAAGGAACGUCAAUUGGUACAAUCAUUGUUUAAAAGACUAUAAUCUUACAAAAUGAGGUUCCAAGAAAUAUGGCUGAUCUUCACUUUGAUGACUAUUGUAAGCUUCGUAAACAGCCAUUCUCUACACGGGUAUAUAAAAAACGAGAAGCUAAGGACGGCUUAUAGAAUAGUAUACCGCUCGCAGCCGUGGCCGGUGGCGCGAGACAUGUGCGCGGAAGAAGGAGGGAAGCUCGCCGUGCCCAAAUCUGAGGAAGAAUUCUUAUUCCUGCAGAAGUUAGUACGCGGAAUGCACUACCCGGCGGUGACUGACGCCGCUGACAAGCUGGUGGUGUGGCUCGGCAUCUCCAACCUGCACGACCAUAAGAUCUGGACAAGUGUCGAUGGUGACGACAUCAGAGAGAUUGGCUUCGACCGGUGGGCCGGGGAGAACGGAUUGACUACCAGCAAUGCUGCUGAGGAGCCGCACUGCGCUGCGCUGGACGCGGCGAGUCCAGGCCUACGCGACUGGUGGUGCCAUCUACGGCAACCUUUCCUCUGUCAGAUGCAACUCGACAACGACGACUGAGCAUCACAUUUUUCAUAGUUUUAUAUUCCCGGAACUGAGUUGGCAUGUCGGAAACUUGAGUCGUCUUCUGCCACACGUGCCAACUCAAGUGCCGGGUAGAAACUGUACUACAUUUUCAAGUAUUAUUUCUACCUUAUUGUUAUUAUAUUUAAGAACAAUAUGUAAAAUAUUUAUUUACAUUUUAUAUGUUAAUAAUAAA